CCGUCUGGUAAUUAUUCGCGUUUUCCAAGUACAGCCGCGGAUAUUUAUAUAUAUAUCAUAAAGUUAUGUGCAUAAUAAUUGGUCCACCAAAAAGGAAUCCUCUCAAAACGUAACUGGAUUUCGUACCGUGUAAAAAUGGAUGGGGUAUGAUUUUUCCGUAGAUGAUACUUUCAUAAGUUGGUUAUGGUUUGUGUUUACAUUGAAUAAUGUGCGUAAGUGUCGUUUUAUUGUCAAUAUCGAAACUAACUAAUACAAACCCAAUAAACUACAACGUGUUUCGGUUGAACGCCACUGGAUAAGCCGACUUUAACGAUGCAGUACCAUGUCCAGUAGUGUGGGAAAAGCGCGGGUUACUGAUUCGGGUCUCUCAGUCAGGUACACCCCGUGCGACAACCGCAUCGCUGAGUCGGACUCCAUUGAGUACCGACCGAGCGAUGUUAACGGUGAUAACACUGAUGAAGAUAUUGAUGAAAUUUCCGUAAUCGACGAGAAGCCGGAAGAAGGCCAUGGUAGCGCAAGUGACGAGAGUCACUCAGACGAGGAGGGCAUUGAAAAAGAGUGUCAUGAGAAUCCGGAUGUUCAAAGCGAGAAGACGGACACGGAGCUUAAUGGACCCAAAACGCUUCCCGGUUCAGUCCUAAGCGUCGCCUCCUCACCAAACGACAAAACUAAACUGAUAGGCGAGCGUUUAAGUUCGCGGACGACGCUGUCGUCUCCCAUAAACUCAAACCGAUACACUGACCCAAAGUCAUACAGAUCUCGAACGACCUCCCGACAGAGCAUCUUUGAACUGGUACGUGUCCGGACCUCAAGGAAGCCUUCUCGGGACGACCAUUUUAAUCUUAUGAAAAAGGUUCGCUCAAACGAAACCGUCGCGUCUAAGGAGGUACGUAAACAGCGCCGAAAAGAUAUCGCCACGAGGUUUGGGAAGAAGAGCAUCCGUUCUGAUACCCGGUUUGAUAACGCCACAACCGUCUCCGAGUCCGAUGGCUGUAACUGGACGUUUGUAUUCGACCCUUCCGGUCGCCUUAGCUACUGGUGGUCUUCGGUCGUCAGUAUCGCAUUCAUAUACAAUUUCUGGGUGAUAAUCUACCGUUUUGCGUUCCAGGAAAUAAGCUCACACAAUAUUUCCAUAUGGUUCACGCUUGACUAUUUGGCUGACUUCAUAUACAUUCUUGAUAUCGCUUUUCAUUUCCGCACGGGAUACCUCGAAGACGGUGUUUUACAGACAGACGCCACUAAAUUGCGUUUACAUUACAUGAAUACAACCAAUUUCUAUGUUGAUUGUCUAUGUUUAUUGCCAUUAGAUUUCUUAUAUUUGUCUAUAGGAUUUUGCUCAAUUUUACGUUGUUCAAGAUUAGUCAAAGUCUACCGGUUUUGGAUGUUCCUAGAUCGUACCGAGCGGCACACAAAUUACCCAAAUGUUAUACGGACGACCACACUCAUGCAUUACCUUCUGGCACUGUUUCACUGGAACGCCUGUCUGUACUACAUUAUCGCGAACAGGUUGGGUAAAUCUUCGACAACGUGGGAAUUUCCGAAAGACAACGGUGACGUCAUGAGGCAAUACCUGCACGCCCUCUACUGGAGCACUCUUACCCUUACAACCGUUGGGAAUUUACCGAGACCCAAAACGAACGGUGAUUACGUGUUUACAAUAUUUGAAAUGGUGUUCGGAUUACUUUUGUUCGCAACCGUGCUGGGUCACAUAUCCAACAUCGUGUCCUGCAUCAGUGCGGCCCGCAAGGACUUUCAAGAAAAACUCGACAAUGUUAAGACCUACAUGUCCUUGCGACGGGUCCCCUUGAGGCUACAAGACCGUGUCAUCAAGUGGUUCGACUAUCUCUGUAUGUGCAACAAGUCCACCGAUGAGGAAAAGACGCUAAGUAUUCUGCCGGACAAGCUCAAAGCCGAGAAAGUCAUCCACGUCCAUCUGGAUACGCUGAAACGCGUAGAGAUAUUCCAGCAGACCGAAGCCGGGUUUUUGUUCGAGCUGGUGCUAAACCUAGACCCUGACUCCACCUCGCCCGGUGAUUACAUUUGCAGGAAAGUUGAAGUUGGUAAGGAGAUGUACAUAGAUAACAGGGGCCGCCUCAACGUCGUCGGAGACAACGGAAAUACGGUCCUAGCGACUCUUAAUCCGGGCAGCUACUUCGGAGAAAUAAGCAUCCUAAAUAUGGGUACUUCUGGAAAUCGUCGAACGGCCUCUGUUCGCUCCGUUGGCUAUUCAGAUCUUUUCCGACUGUCAAAGCAGGGCCUCUGGGACGUGCUGAAGGAAUAUCUCGGCGCGCGCGUAAAACUUGAGGCAAUUGCGGUAAUGCGUCUUAAGAAAACGGAGAAGAAACCAAUAGAAACCGCAUUAACGCGCAGCAAGAGUACGUCAGGACUGGUAGAAUCCACAGAUAAAACACCAUUUAAUGGCACGUUCAUGACCCGACACCACAAUCUCCCAUCUGGGAUGCCAACCCUUAGUGCUUCCACGGAACUUCCUCAAAUAACGUCAGAGCUUGAAAUGCAGAUGACGUGCACUAGUGACAUUGCUAGCACGGGCAGCACGGACGAUCGCUCAAACCCGUUCGAGUAUAUCAGCAGGGAGUCAAUGAUCUGA
Messenger RNA from Dreissena polymorpha, 2608 nucleotides. Its product is annotated as cyclic nucleotide-gated cation channel alpha-3-like. Gene Ontology annotation, biological process: monoatomic cation transmembrane transport; potassium ion transport. Gene Ontology annotation, cellular component: plasma membrane; intracellular cyclic nucleotide activated cation channel complex. The record is from RefSeq and is a predicted model, not a curated record. Gene Ontology annotation, molecular function: protein-containing complex binding; intracellularly cAMP-activated cation channel activity; cGMP binding. The transcript is spliced from 6 exons. The coding region runs from base 323 to 2608 and encodes 761 amino acids. Lineage: Eukaryota; Metazoa; Mollusca; Bivalvia; Myida; Dreissenidae.